Molecule: messenger RNA, 591 nt
Organism: Ostreococcus lucimarinus CCE9901
Lineage: Eukaryota; Viridiplantae; Chlorophyta; Mamiellophyceae; Mamiellales; Bathycoccaceae
Exons: 1
Coding region: 1-591 (196 amino acids)
Source: RefSeq, a predicted model, not a curated record
AUGUCGAGCGGCGACGAGGCGUCGUCGAGCUCGGUCGACGCGGAGUGUCCGCUCGAGACGCUGCUGGAUCCGAAACUCACGGGCGCGGUGACGAAGGCGUCGGUGAUCGAGCUGCUGCGGGACGCGAGCGCGAGGGCGCUGUCGGAGACGAGCGACCGGUGCGCGUGCUCGAGGCGAGGGUGCGCGUAUAAGAAGAUGGUGGAUUGCGAUGAAUUGUGGUGGCCGAGGUACGCGGAGGCGUGGUACGAGCCCGGGAUGGCGCCGGCGUUUCCGGGGAAGGCGCCGAAGGAUAAGAAGAGCUGGAAGAACGCGUACCUGGCGGCGAAGCCGGAGGACGGGCCGACGGCGGAGGAAGUGGCGAGACGGGAGGCGAAGGUGAAGAAGAGAGAGGAGAUGCUGGCGAGGUGGAAGGAAGAGAAUUUGGCGGGGAGUGGGGCGCUGCGUGGACGGGCGGCCGGGGUCGGGGACGUGGUGGCGCCGGUGGAUUUGAGCGAUAAGGAGGCGAUGCGGGCGUUUUACAAAUCCGUGCGAGCGAAGCCAAAGGGGAAGUCGGCGCGCGGCUCGCACGCGCCCGUCUUCGGCGCCGAUUGA